UUGUCCACUCACAGCUGCGUCCCGACUCCCAACCCUCUCUCGAAUCCUCCAAAACCGACCUUUACCUUCGGCCUCAUCUUCUUCAUUACACCUAUCUACUCGUAAAUGCUUGGCCUUCUUUCUUUACAUUCCUUUGUUCAAUCUCGAAAACAAAAUAUAAAAAGACCGAGGAACUACUGGGGAAGUAAGUAAUGGGGGCGGAUUGGGGACCGGUGAUUGUAGCGGUGGUGCUGUUCGUUCUGUUGACUCCUGGGCUCAUGUUUCAGAUUCCGGCCAAGGGGAGGGUGGCGGAGUUUGGGAAUAUGCAGACAAGUCUUCCCUCCAUAGUUGUACACGCCCUCGUCUACUUCGGCCUGCUCACCGUCCUCCUUAUUGCUAUAGGUGUUCAUAUCUAUACUGGCUAAAAAUCAUGCAUGCUUGUUAGUUGUACAUGUAUAAUCAGUUUUAAAACUUGGUAUCAUUUUUCUUGUUUAAUUUGUCUAUCAUAUCAUUCUUGUUAUGUAUAACGGUUCAAUCACAU
Molecule: messenger RNA, 520 nt
Organism: Rosa rugosa (rugosa rose)
Lineage: Eukaryota; Viridiplantae; Streptophyta; Magnoliopsida; Rosales; Rosaceae
Exons: 1
Coding region: 192-404 (70 amino acids)
Source: RefSeq, a predicted model, not a curated record